UUGAAUUUCUCUUUGUUUGCAUUGCCUUAAAACCUGGUUUCACAGGCCAAGCAGAGGAAAAGAAAAAAAUGGGCAAGAGCGAGAAGACACAGCUGGGUAGAUCGUUGGUGAAGCACCACAACCAAAUGAUCCAACAAUCCAAAGAAAAAGGCCGUUUUUACAACUCCCUUCACAAAAAAAUACUCGAAUCCAUCACCGACACAACCGAUAUCGAAGCCGUUAUCGAGCAAGCGGAGGACGCCGACCGCCUCUUUUCCCUCCGCCACUCCGACCCAAACCAACCCAUUAGUCUAGACACGAGCUCAAGUGCGAGUGAUUUGACACCUGAGGAGAGGAGGGCGCAGCAGAAGAAUGAGGAGGCUUUACAUGCUGGGAGUCUUCGAGUUCCUCGAAGGCCUCCUUGGAAUGCUGGAAUGUCUGUGGAGGAGCUGGAUGAUAAUGAAAAAAAGGCCUUUUUGGUCUGGCGCCGAACCCUUGCAAGCCUCGAGGAGAACGAGAGUCUUGUUCUUACACCGUUUGAGAAGAACCUGGAUAUUUGGAGACAGCUUUGGCGGGUCGUUGAACGAAGUGAUUUGCUUGUAAUGGUUGUUGAUGCACGAGACCCCUUAUUCUAUCGCUGUCCGGACCUUGAGGUAUAUGCAAAAGAGGUUGAUGAGCAUAGAAAGACAUUGCUCCUUGUAAAUAAAGCUGAUCUAUUACCUUUCUCAGCCAGACAAAAAUGGGCGGAGUAUUUUCACCGUCAUAAUAUUUUGCACGCGUUCUGGUCAGCCAAGGCUGCUACUGCAGUCAUUGAGGGGAAGAUGCUGAAAGAAGCAUGGAACGAGCAGGCUGACCCUGAAAAGAUGGACGACUCUGAUACAAAACUUUUUAGUAGGGAUGAGCUUUUGUCUCGAUUGCAGUCAGAAGCAGAAGAGAUAGUGAAGUUGAGGAGUAGAUCUGGGCCAAGUGGCAGACUGGAGUCUCUCGGACAAAAUGUUGCUGGGCAGUCAGCUCAGAAACAUGUAGUUGUUGGAUUUGUUGGGUAUCCUAAUGUGGGCAAAAGUUCUACUAUCAAUGCUUUGGUAGGCCAGAAGCGGACUGGAGUCACCUCUACACCAGGGAAGACCAAGCAUUUUCAAACGUUAGUAAUCUCUGAGGAUCUGACCUUAUGCGAUUGUCCCGGACUAGUAUUCCCUUCCUUCUCAAGCUCAAGAUACGAGAUGAUUGCUUCAGGGGUGUUACCAAUAGACCGGAUGACUCAACACAGGGAGGCUGUGCAAGUUGUGGCUAAUCGAGUCCCAAGGCAUGCUAUUGAGGAAGUUUACAAUAUUAAUCUGCCGAAACCUAAGCCAUAUGAACCACAAAAUAGGCCGCCUUUGGCAUCAGAACUUUUAAGGGCUUAUUGUGCAUCUCGGGGCCAUGUGGCAUCUAGCGGACUACCUGAUGAAAAUAGAGCUGCCCGUCAGAUUUUGAAGGACUACCUAGAUGGCAAGCUGCCACAUUAUGAGAUGCCACCUGGGAUGUCUUCUGUGGAAUCAAGUGUUGAAAUUGGAGGGCUCAGUUUAUCCGAGACUAAUGAGAUAGAUUCAUCUGACCUUGAAAACCCUACAAGUAGUGAAGCUGAAACAGCACCUGCUCUUGAACAUGUACUUGAUGAUCUAAAUUCAUUUGACUUGGCCAAUGGACUAACUUCCAAAAAGGUUACAGCCACAAAGUCAAAUGCAUCGCUUAAGCAUCACAAGAAGCCUCAGAGGAAAAAGGAUCGUACAUGGAGGGUCGGAAAUGAUGGCGGUGAUGGAAUGCCAGUGGUUAGAGCGUUCCAGAAGACGGUAAAUACCACUUCUUCACAAGUUGGCUGAUUAGUGAUAUUCCUCAAGGAUUCUCUCAUCACCUAUAUACUGCUGAGAAGAGAAAUCCAGAAUUGAAAUGGCCUGCUACUAGUUUACAUUUUAAACUCGAAGCCAUAAUUACAAUAUGAACUAGCAUCUAGUUUAGCAUUUUCGGGCCACGAGAUUGAACAGCACGAUCUGUUUUGCGUGCCUUAUGCGGUUAUUUAUUGUUGUAGUUCUUUCUAUUUUGGGUUGGGGGGAUGGGUUUAGGGGAAUGAAUGAAGUUGAGUUUGAUCUAUAAAAAAAACUGCUAUUUAAAGUUUAUAAGUUUGUUCUUUCACUUGAGAAGAGAAAAAUGGCGAAAAAAAGGAAUUAUUAACCAUUUUGAUGUUUGAACUAUUA
Molecule: messenger RNA, 2210 nt
Organism: Mercurialis annua (annual mercury)
Lineage: Eukaryota; Viridiplantae; Streptophyta; Magnoliopsida; Malpighiales; Euphorbiaceae
Product: GTPase LSG1-1-like
Exons: 7
Coding region: 69-1838 (589 amino acids)
Cellular component (GO): cytosol
Molecular function (GO): GTPase activity; GTP binding
Source: RefSeq, a predicted model, not a curated record